AUGGCCGCCGCGACCGACGCCCCCACGUUCAACAUUGUCGUUGCGCUCUUCCCCGGCGUCACACAGCUCGACUUCACCGGCCCACACCAGGUGCUUGCGCGCCUCCCCGGCGCGAAGAUCACCGCUGCGUCGCUGGACGGCGGCGAGAUCGAAGCCGACGGGCUCGUGUUCGGCAGGCUGCCGACGCUGGCGUCGAUCGACGCGUCCAAGAUCGACAUCCUCCUCGUCCCUGGCGGCAUCGGGACGGGCCAGGCGGUCGAGAACGCCGCGUUCAUCGAGCAGAUCAAGCGGCUCGCCGCGCACGCAAAGUACAUCACGUCGGUGUGCACCGGCUCGCUCAUCCUCGGCGCGGCGGGCCUGCUGAAGGGCAAGCGCGCAGCGACGCACUGGGCCUGGCGGCACUCGCUGCCGCUGUACGGCGCGAUCCCCGACGACGCCCGCGUCGUGCGCGACGGAAACAUCUUCACCGGUGGAGGCGUGACUGCCGGCAUCGACUUUGCGCUCACCAUCGUCGCUGAGAUUGCCGGCCCCGAGGCGGCACAGGCGAUCCAGCUCGGUAUCGAGUACGCGCCUGCCCCGCCAUUCAACUCUGGCCGACCGGAGCUCGCGCCGCCAGAGGUCCUCGCCCGCGUGCAGGGCCGCUACAAGGAGCGCGUGGACGAGGUCGAGAACGCGGCCAAGAAGGCGGCGAUUGUGUAG
Messenger RNA from Vanrija pseudolonga, 699 nucleotides. Its product is annotated as Isonitrile hydratase. Bases 1 to 699 code for a protein of 232 amino acids. The record is from RefSeq and is a predicted model, not a curated record. NCBI's taxonomy places the organism in Eukaryota, Fungi, Basidiomycota, Tremellomycetes, Trichosporonales, Trichosporonaceae. Gene Ontology annotation, biological process: regulation of DNA-templated transcription. The transcript has a single exon.